Molecule: messenger RNA, 486 nt
Organism: Thermochaetoides thermophila DSM 1495
Lineage: Eukaryota; Fungi; Ascomycota; Sordariomycetes; Sordariales; Chaetomiaceae
Exons: 3
Coding region: 1-486 (161 amino acids)
Cellular component (GO): cytoplasm
Source: RefSeq, a predicted model, not a curated record
AUGUCCGUCCCAGCGCCAAAAACCUUCAACCCCGACGAGGCCGAGAACCUCGAGGACAUCGAAAAGCAAUUCGCCGUCAAAGCCGUUCAACACAUGGUGACAUACUGGUCUAUCCUGGAAAAAGUGCGCGGCAGUACUUUGCGCCUGACACGGCUAGACGACGAGAUCUACGAGCACCUGAAGCGGGAUUUCCCGGAGUUUGAUCCCGCAGAGACGAUCGACGAGGACAAGAUGAAGAGCAAGGAGGGGAAGGAAAGGUGGAGGAACUUCAUGAUGGCAUACGAGAAGAAGGUAGACGAUUACAACUUUGGGACAUUGCUCAGGGCGAAUCCCAAGUGGGAGUAUGGGAAGGAUGAGACGAUCUUCGUGCCGAGGAUGCAGUUUUAUGCUAUUGAGAUCGCAAGGAACAAACUCGGCCUCAAUGACUGGAUUUACGAGAAGGCUGAGGCAGAGAGGCAAGCCGCCAAGGGCCAGUCCAGCUCCUAG